AUGAGUAUUGGCAAUGGUGAUGUUAACGGUGAUUUCACUGGUAAUUUCGCUGUAUGUCACUCGUGGCAUAAAAUCAGUAAAGACCCUGAGCUCUGGCGCUACACAGACUCUGAUCUAGUUGAGAUGACCAAGAAUGCAAUUGACCGGAGCUGUGGACAAUUGAUUGAUCUCAAAAUCGCAAGUUUUGGAUGUGACGAUCUCCUCAUACAUCUUUCUAACAGAUGGAUUGCAACUAGAAUUAUCUUGACAUGUUUGGAACUUGUUGGUCGCCACUGUCCGGGAUUGAAAUCACUCACAUUUAAUCAAAACGGAAUGUUUCAUGAAUAUGAGUCUGAAAAUGAGGAAGCAUUUGCUAUAGCAAGAAGCAUGCCUGAGCUGCGUCACCUUAGCCUAUUUGAGAAUCCGAUGUCGAACAAUGGUCUUCAAGCUAUCCUCUACUCUUGCCAUCAUCUUGAAUCACUUGAUAUUAGGCAGUGCUUUAGCGUUAAACUUGUGGAUUGUGAAUUGAGUAAAAUAUGUUCUUCUAUAAAAAGACUCCGCGACCCUCAUGACUGUAUUGAUGAUUAUGAAUUCAAAUUCGACUCAUGCAUUCUCAGCACGGAACCUUAUCAUGAUUUCGUCUCCUUUGAACAUUCCUUCAUGUAG
Messenger RNA from Impatiens glandulifera, 645 nucleotides. Its product is annotated as putative F-box/LRR-repeat protein 23. Bases 1 to 645 code for a protein of 214 amino acids. NCBI's taxonomy places the organism in Eukaryota, Viridiplantae, Streptophyta, Magnoliopsida, Ericales, Balsaminaceae. The record is from RefSeq and is a predicted model, not a curated record. The transcript has 5 exons.